This is a messenger RNA of Suillus subaureus, 324 nucleotides long. RefSeq lists its product as uncharacterized. The coding region runs from base 1 to 324 and encodes 107 amino acids. The transcript has a single exon. The record is from RefSeq and is a predicted model, not a curated record. NCBI's taxonomy places the organism in Eukaryota, Fungi, Basidiomycota, Agaricomycetes, Boletales, Suillaceae.
AUGUCAAAGAAGAAGUUUGUUCUACCUUCCACCAACUCAGUAUUUAGCUCCAAUACCUGCAUCUCGCCCGAGGCUCAGCGCAAGCAGACCAAGGAGGCAAUGCUCGUCUCAGACUUGGCAUCGUUCAAGCGGCAAAUCUAUGUAUCUGUUCGAAAUACCAGCAAAUUCUGUCGGCAUGAUCGCAAGCUCAAAAACGACACUGUCAGCAUCCGAGUCCUGGCAUCAACAAACCAGUCUUUCAAUUAUCCCAAUGUCCUUCGCCUUCACGAUACAGUGGCAGUCAAGCUUUCCGCCUCCGUAACCGACAACCGAUGGGCUUGCUAA